Neltuma alba is the source of this 1579-nucleotide messenger RNA. Its product is annotated as jasmonate O-methyltransferase. Gene Ontology annotation, molecular function: methyltransferase activity. The transcript has 4 exons. Lineage: Eukaryota; Viridiplantae; Streptophyta; Magnoliopsida; Fabales; Fabaceae. The coding region runs from base 143 to 1237 and encodes 364 amino acids. The record is from RefSeq and is a predicted model, not a curated record.
UGGUCUAGGUAAUUAACACGAGGCAGACUAUAUAUAUAUAUAUAUAUAUAUAUAUAUGGAGAGGCCAGAGCUUUAGGCGAAGCAUCAAUUAAUAUAAUUGAGCAUCAGUAGUGGCUUCUCUGUCAUCUCUCCAGAACAAGACAUGCAGGUCGAGCAAGUCCUUCGCAUGAACAAAGGAGCUGGGGACACUAGCUAUGCUAUGAACUCCACCGUUCAGAACACCAUUAUCUCCGUCUCCAAGGCGGCAACAGAGGAAGCCAUCGUUAAAACCCUGUGCUCCAAUUGCGUCGAUAGCAUGGGCAUCGCCGACCUCGGCUGCUCCUCCGGACCCAACACCUUGCUCGUCAUCUCCGACAUACUUGCCACCGUGGGCGCCACCACGCGCCACCUCGGGAGGCCAUGCCCGGAGAUAAGGGUGUAUCUGAAUGACCUCUUCACCAAUGACUUCAACAACAUCUUCGCCUCAUUACCUGGUUUCUACAGAAAACUGAGGCAAGGUGGAGCGAGCAAGAUGGGGCCGUGUUUUAUUUUUGGGGUGCCUGGCUCUUUCUACGGUCCACUCUUCCCGGCCAACAGCCUCCACUUUGUUCACUCUUCUUCUAGCCUCCACUGGCUUUCUCAGGUUCCAGCGGGGUUGGAGGAGGAAGGGAGAGCGGUGAACAAGGGAAAGAUAUACAUAUCGGAGGGCAGUCCGAGGAGCGUGCUGGAGGCGUAUUCAAGGCAAUUCCACAAUGACUUUUCAGCGUUCCUCAAGUCACGUUCUCGGGAGAUGGUUACGGGAGGGCGCAUGGUUCUUUCCCUCAUUGGUAGGGACUCCUCCGAUCCCACCACUCCUCACAGUUGCUAUCAGUGGGAGCUCUUGGCCCAAGCCCUAAUGUCGCUCGCCUCACAAGGUUUGAUUCAAGAGGAGAGGGUGGACUCGUUCGACGUUCCCUACUAUGCUCCGUGCAUGCAAGAGUUGAAAUCGGCGUUGGAGAAGGAAGGAUCGUUCGUGAUGGAGAGGGAGGAGGCGCGCGAGAUCGACUGGGACGGCGGAGGUCUAACGGGGGCGGCGUCCAGAGGAGAGCGGGUGGCUCGAACCGUGAGGGCGGUGGUUGAGUCCAUGCUGGAAUCCCAAUUCGGAACCCACGUCAUGGACAGGCUGUUCCAAGCCUACGCUCGGCUUGUGGACCGCCACCUGUCCCACACCUCCGCCAAAUACAUCAACCUGACCGUUUCCCUCGUCAAGCAAGCCUGACUCUUCCUUGUUUCUGCACCAACCAAGGACCCCAACACCGUAGGGUCAUUUCAAAAGUCGUAAUCUUGCCCCGGCCCUCCGUUUAUAACGUGCACUGUGCACAUGUCGUAUUGGGAAAUCCGUGUUUCAAAUGGUUCAUAAUUAUUGGACCUGCAUUAUUAUGCACCUUUGCUUUUCUUGCCGUUCCACUCAUGGUGGUGUUGAGUGAUUUAAUUUGUUUCCUUUGAGUCACGGGAGAGGACCACCCUCGACUACAUGCAUAUCUCGUCUCUACAAAAUAAUAUUAGCUUCAGUCCUUAACAACAUAAAAGCUUAUAAAGUUAUUGUUAUAAUUUGAUCCUA